GCGCACUCGGCUGCGCGCUGAGCUCGGGGUGCACCGACGCGCCGCGGGCGGCUGGAGCUCGGCUUUGCUCUUGCUGCAGCAGCCGCGCCAUCCGCCCCACUUCGCUCAGAUUUCGACCCCAGCCCCCUCUGCACCGCUCUCCGGGACUCCAACCCAGGCUCUCGUACCCGGCCCCGCGGACCAUGCUCCGGGCGCCCCCCGGAAAACCGGGCUGGGUGAAGAGCCGGCAAAGACUAGGCUCCCGAGCAGGGGCCCCACCCGGCCACCCUUCUCUUGGCCCACACCCUGCCCGGUGUCCCUGAGCCGUGUAAGCCUGCUGGGCCAUGGAGCGCGCGCCGCCCGACGGGCUGCUGAACGCGUCGGGCGCUUUGGCCGGUGAGGCGGCGGCCGCAGGCGGGGCGCGCGGCUUCUCGGCUGCCUGGACCGCUGUCCUGGCUGCGCUCAUGGCGCUGCUCAUCGUGGCCACAGUGCUGGGCAACGCGCUGGUCAUGCUCGCCUUCGUGGCGGAUUCGAGCCUCCGCACCCAGAACAACUUCUUUCUGCUCAACCUCGCCAUCUCCGACUUCCUCGUGGGUGCCUUCUGCAUCCCGUUGUAUGUUCCGUAUGUGCUGACGGGCCGCUGGACCUUCGGCCGGGGCCUCUGCAAGCUGUGGCUGGUGGUCGACUACCUGCUGUGUGCCUCCUCAGUCUUCAACAUCGUGCUGAUCAGCUAUGACCGAUUCCUGUCCGUCACUCGAGCUGUCUCCUACCGGGCCCAACAGGGGGACACACGGCGGGCGGUGCGGAAGAUGGCGCUCGUGUGGGUGCUGGCCUUCCUGUUGUAUGGGCCUGCCAUCCUGAGCUGGGAGUACCUGUCUGGUGGCAGCUCCAUCCCUGAGGGCCACUGCUACGCUGAGUUCUUCUACAACUGGUACUUUCUCAUCACGGCCUCUACCCUCGAGUUCUUCACGCCCUUCCUCAGUGUCACCUUCUUCAACCUCAGCAUCUACCUGAACAUCCAGAGGCGCACCCGCCUCCGGCUCGACGGGGCCCGUGAGGCUGGUCCAGAACCCCCACCUGACGCCCAGCCCUCACCACCUCCAGCUCCUCCCAGUUGCUGGGGCUGUUGGCCAAAAGGGCAUGGGGAGGCCAUGCCACUGCACAGGUAUGGGGUGGGUGAGGCAGGCCCCGGUGUUGAGGCUGGGGAGGCUGCUCUCGGGGGUGGCAGUGGUGGGGGUGCCGCUGCCUCACCCACCUCCAGCUCCGGCAGCUCCUCGAGGGGCACUGAGAGGCCACGCUCACUCAAAAGGGGCUCCAAGCCAUCAGCAUCUUCAGCAUCCCUGGAGAAACGCAUGAAGAUGGUGUCCCAGAGUAUCACCCAGCGCUUCCGGCUGUCACGGGACAAGAAGGUGGCCAAAUCGCUUGCCAUCAUUGUGAGCAUCUUUGGGCUCUGCUGGGCCCCAUAUACACUCCUAAUGAUCAUCCGGGCUGCCUGCCACGGCCACUGCAUUCCCGACUACUGGUACGAGACGUCCUUCUGGCUCCUGUGGGCCAACUCAGCCGUUAACCCUGUCCUCUACCCGCUGUGCCAUUACAGCUUCCGCAGAGCCUUCACCAAGCUCCUCUGCCCCCAGAAGCUCAAGGUCCAGCCCCACGGCUCUCUGGAGCAGUGCUGGAAGUGAGCUGCCGCUCCACCCUUCCGUGGCCGUGGCCUGGCACUUGUUUCGUGGGCCCUGCCUUGUCUGUGGCCACUCUAAAUGCCAUGACAGCCUCUUAGAUCAUCAACCAUCUUGCAGUGGGGGAGCCUGGUAGGCUAGCCAGGGGGCCCUUGCUGGUGGAACUGGAGCGUGCUGGCCGGCUCUGCCACCACAUGCUCCUUCACCAGAAGAGACAAUUCAGGGGUCCCAGGCAUGUGUUCCGCCUCCACAGACAGUGCUGUGCUAGUGGUGCCCGUGGUGUCCCCUUGUGCACACUUAGUGGCUGGUGUCCUCUCUGAUGCAAACCUUGGUGUGUGCUCCAGGCUCCUGCCCCAGCAGUGUGCCCUGCAUGUGCACACACCCGCCGCACACCCGCCAUACACUGUAACACCUUCCCUCUUCCAGACAAUCUGGGGACGAUGCCCUUUGCUGCCUCUGUCUCCUGCUUAAGCCCAGAGCCUAGUUCCUUUGUCCCUCUCCCUUCAACUCUUUGCCCCACAAAGUGGCAAGUGCCCCCAGGAACCUUGAAGCCUUUCUCUGCUUUUCCAUUCUGGAUGUUUUCAGAAAGAUGGAAGAGAAGAAAACACGUCUGUGAACUUGAUGUUCCUUGGAUGUUUAAUCAAGAGAGACAAAAUUGCCGAGGAGCUUGGGGCUGGAUUGGCAGGUGUGGGCUCCCACGCCCUCCUCCCUCAGUGCUGCAGCUUCCGGCUGAGCCGCGCCAGCUGCUUCUGCCCCCCUCCUCCAAGGCUUGGGACGAUGGCCCUACUGGCAGUGAUGCCUGUUCAGCUGGCCAAAGCCUGCCCUGCUUGCCCCAUCUGUGCGAUCAGAAUUUGAGGGUGGGUGCAUGGGUUGUUGGGCAGAAGAGUUCGUGACUGUGCCCUGAGGGCCCCGGGGCUUACAGGGGAGUGGGCAGGAGAGCAGGCUGGGGAUACCUGGGAGGAUCGCUUUGCCUUGUCCUGUGUACCCACCUCAGACUUCUGCAUGCUCUGCUGUCUUUGUGCCCUGGUGUGCUGCCUCUGCCAAUGUGAAGACACAAUAAAGUGUAUUUUUUUAUUGGUGCUGA
Chionomys nivalis (European snow vole) is the source of this 2739-nucleotide messenger RNA. RefSeq names its product histamine receptor H3 (gene Hrh3). Lineage: Eukaryota; Metazoa; Chordata; Mammalia; Rodentia; Cricetidae. The record is from RefSeq and is a predicted model, not a curated record. The coding region runs from base 324 to 1661 and encodes 445 amino acids. Gene Ontology annotation, molecular function: histamine receptor activity. The transcript has 3 exons. Gene Ontology annotation, cellular component: membrane. Gene Ontology annotation, biological process: adenylate cyclase-activating adrenergic receptor signaling pathway.